AAAAGUAUAGAAAAAUAAAUACGAAAACGAAUACUCAAAAAUCAAAGAUUUGAUUUUGAUUUGUGGUUGAGAUUGAGAUUGAUAAAUAAAUAAAAAGGAUCAAAAUGGUGGCAGUUGGAAAUUUGCAUAAUACGCGCAUUUUGCGCUUUCUGUUGGUUUUGAUUGCCGUAAUACUCACUAUCGUUAUCUAUGCAUCGUAUUCCACAAUGACAACAACGUUGACGCCAACACAUAUGCACGCUCCGGCGGCGCCACCAACGCCACAACAACUAACGGGAGCCGCCAAUCGUCAACAGCAACAGCAACAACAAUCGGAGCAGUUGCCACAACAUCUAAACAACACGGGAGUCUUGAACAUCGCCGGAGCGGAGGAUAAUGGUAAAUCUAGAUCGCAGGAGUUGCAUAGGAAGCCUCCAAUGCAGCAUCGUUUGCCCACCAUUGAUGAGGAUGCGCUAUUGGAUGGAGGAGCUGGUGGUGCCAGUCCCAUGGCUGGCAGUGAACAGGCGCCCAAUGUUGCCGAUGAGUUGCUCGAAGAGCAGCAAUAUGUGCAAAGCAUUGAUGCCAUGACAGGCAACAUCAAUAACAACAACAGUGAGUCGCUGACUGUUAAGCAAUCAGUUGGAGCAGCAGCUGCAUCAGCAAUUGCCUCGCCUCAGCAACAACAACAACAACAGCUGCAGCAGCAGCAGCACCAACAACAACAACAGUCGCCUUCAGAUGCGGAGAUUCUUAUGAUACCGACUUCCAAUUUGCAAAAGUUUAUUGAGAAUGCCGAUAAGAUACUAAAGAACAUGACAUCAAACAGCAGCAGCAGCAGCAACAACAACAACAACAACAACAACAACAACGCGUUGCCCAACGAACAACACACGGAUAAAACCAAUCAGCCUGGAUUGAUGGAUGACUUGCAAAUUAAUUUGCUGGACAAUAACAAUGCGGCUGUGCCGCCAGCUUCUUCAUACGCCGUGAUGCAAGUGAAAGUGGACGGCGAGGAAACAAAGGAGAAGCCGCCACCACCAAAGCCGCAAGUCCCCUCGGUGCGUACCACGAAAUCCAAAAGCAAGACUCCCAGCAGUCCAAUGGAUCCAUCCAAGGGCAUUACAACCUACAAAAUCUAUGAAAGCGGACAUUUAAAUGAAGAGAUUGAUGUGGAGCGCAUUUGUCCGCUUAAUGGCACCAAAACUAGAAUGUUGAUACUGAUCACGUCGGCACAGACACACGCGGAUGCACGCAUGUCCAUCAGACAGACCUGGGGACACUAUGGAACACGUCGUGAUAUUGGCUUGGCCUUUGUUUUGGGUCGCGGCACCAACGAGACGGUGAAUCAGGCUCUCAGCGAUGAGAACUACAUGUACGGCGACUUGAUUCGAGGAAACUUUAUUGACUCCUAUAAUAAUCUAACGCUAAAGACGAUCUCGUCCUUGGAAUGGGCAAAUCAGCAUUGUAAUGGUGCCAAGUAUAUACUAAAAACAGAUGAUGAUAUGUUCAUCAAUGUGCCAAAGCUGUUGAAUUUUGUGAAACAGCUGGAGAAGCACAAGGACAAGCGCGUCAUCUUUGGCCGAUUAGCCAAGAAAUGGAAGCCGAUUCGUAAUAAGAAAUCCAAGUACUACGUGUCGACUGAUCAGUUCCCGGCGGCAGUGUUUCCUUCGUUCACCACAGGACCUGCCUACGUGAUGACAGGCGACAUUGUGCACGAUCUUUAUGUGCGAGCGUUAAAGACAGUUUAUCUGAAGCUGGAGGAUGUCUUCACAACAGGCAUUGUGGCCCAAAGUCUGGGUAUCGAACGUCUGCACGUCAAUGAGUUCGUAAAUCGUCGAAUCUCGUUUAAUCCUUGCAACAUACGCAAUGCCAUUAGCGUACACAUGAUCAAGUCGAACGAACAGUUUGAUCUGUGGAAGAAACUGCUGGAUCAGACUACAAAAUGUAAAUAGUAUUUUAGGUUUAAGCUGUGAAUUUAAUCUAUGUUAAAUGUUAGAGCAAUGGAAUUAGCAAAAGAUAAAAAAGAAAGGCAGCAUCUAGAGAUACUUUAGUUUCUAAGUAUUAGGAAUGUAUCUGAUGUCUACUCUCGAGUUACACAACAUAAUGUACUAUGCGUACACCUAUAUAUAUUUUAAAUUAUGUUUUGGUAGUCUAACUUUAGCAUUAUAAAUGCCAUUAUUUAACUGAUAAUUAGCAAUAACUGUGGUCAUAAGUAUGAUAACACAAUAUACACACAAACACACUCUCACAAAACACAACUCACACCUUUAGUAGCCGUAAUGCAAGGUAAAAUUUUCAAUAUUUUACCAAAAAAACGAAGCGAAAACAGUCUCAAAGAACACUAUUGGCUUACUGUGGUCGUCAAAUAAUCUGUGUUUUUUUAAAUAUAUAAAAGGCAGCUCUUAUAAGAAUU
Messenger RNA from Drosophila innubila, 2392 nucleotides. RefSeq lists its product as uncharacterized. The transcript is spliced from 3 exons. Gene Ontology annotation, cellular component: membrane. Bases 105 to 1931 code for a protein of 608 amino acids. Gene Ontology annotation, molecular function: hexosyltransferase activity. Lineage: Eukaryota; Metazoa; Arthropoda; Insecta; Diptera; Drosophilidae. The record is from RefSeq and is a predicted model, not a curated record.